Molecule: messenger RNA, 711 nt
Organism: Quercus lobata
Lineage: Eukaryota; Viridiplantae; Streptophyta; Magnoliopsida; Fagales; Fagaceae
Product: TMV resistance protein N-like
Exons: 2
Coding region: 153-665 (170 amino acids)
Biological process (GO): signal transduction
Source: RefSeq, a predicted model, not a curated record
UUUGCUCAGAGAACACAGCUCGCAGAGUCGCAGGGAUUAAUUUGUUGAUUGGGGCGAAUGAGUUGAAGAGUGAAGACUAGUCAAUUACGCGCUGUCAAUAUUCUCAUUUCAUCACAUCUUUGAUCUUCUCAAUCUUCUGCUUGUAGAUUCUAAUGGCUUUCCCGAUCCAUCAAGGAGUCUCCUUUUCUUCUUCCACUCCCCAGUGGGACUAUGAUGUCUUCUUGAGCUUUAGAGGUGAAGAUACCCGCAAUGGUUUUACUGGCCAUUUAUAUCAAGCUUUGUGUGACAACGGUAUCAAUACCUUCAUCGAUAAUGACCUCCAAAGAGGAGAAGAAAUUUCAGUGGAACUUGUUAAAGCUAUUAAAUCAUCAAUGAUUUCAAUUAUCAUAUUCUCUCAAAACUACGCAUUUUCAUCUUGGUGCUUGGAAGAACUUGUCGAGAUUCUUAACUGCAAGCAAAAUGGACAAUUGGUUCUUCCAGUUUUUUACAAAGUGGAUCCAUCUAAAGUACGCAAGCAAGAAGGUAAAUUCAAAUUAGCAAUGGCUAAACAUGAAAACAAAUUCAAGAAUAACACAGAGAAGGUGCAGAGGUGGAGGGCAGCUCUAAAUGAAGCGGCUAGUUUGUCUGGAUGGCAUUAUGAGGAUGGGUAUGUAUCUAAUAACUAAUGUUAUGUUCUUUUAUGACUUUUAGACUUCUAAUGGUUUUGUUACG